UAAUCAACGGCAGUGAAAAAAAACAUUUUAGGAAGGAACAUAAUUCAGAUAUAUAUAGUCUUAAAUUCAAUAUUCUUAGCCUGUAUAAUAAAAAGUACGUCUUUGUCAUGCCUAAGAUCUGAGCAGGUACAUUGCUUUGUAUCACAUAUUUUACCCAUGCUGACAGUAUUUCACAAAAUGAAAAAACACAGGUUAUUUUCAGCGAUAAGGUCCAAAUGCUUCAUACUUGGAGCCUUGUUGCUGCUGUGAUAAAGUCUGUACAGGUCAAUACACACAGAAAUCUGUUCAUUUUUGUUGUACAUCAAGUGUUUUGGCAACAGUUUAACAGAACAGAAUAAACAAUCUAAUGGAAGAAACUUCUCAUCUGAAAUUCCUAGUUGCUGGCGUCAACAAGUCAAUGUCGAGAUUAAACAAACACCCGUGUUUCAGAAACACUGAAGGAUUUGAUCUGUCAUAACAAUGAACCUGUCGUUCAGGUCACAGAGCAGAAACCACAGAUCUAAUUCAAUCUGACCUAACACAUUGUGUCUCAGUCCAAAUGUGAUAUAUGUGUGUGCUGAUUGUUUAAUGAUAUCCUGAACUCACUCAUUCACAUUAACCUUCAUUCUGCAAAUCUAAAAGUGCUGUAUCGCCUCUGGACUAAACAUAAAAGUCAGUCUAGCUGAUUUGACCUACUUUUCACCAUGUUUGCUGGGUUAAAAAAAACCCUCAGAGAUAAAAGAUAGCCUUCCUGUUUUGCAGCUUCAUUAAAAACAAGUUUGAUCAGAUUAGAUGCAUUGGACCUUGACCAGAAAGAUGAACAGGGAACAGAGUGAGAAAAUAAAACAAGAAAGCAAACACUGAGGUUGAGUGAUUUGUUUUGUCACUCCAUAUUUUUCCCCAUGUAGUUAAUUUGAUAUAUGUGUGUAUAGUUUUGUGACCUUUUUUAUAUGAUAUGUGAUCAUCGGAAAAAUAUGGAAUGAAAUGGGUGCAGCCUUUGAGUGCAUGUUCUGAACAGCUGAAGAAAAGAAUAUUCCAUAUGAAAUGUUUUAGGUAAAUACGCCCUCUAUAAUUAACACCUAUACCCUUCUACCCUAAGACAAUGAGCAGGGCUAAUUGUCCUUCACUCGCGCAUGCGCUCUCUGCAACAAUGAGCCGAUUUGGGUUCUAUUUUAUUUUUGUCUUCUUACUGAUUAAAAGCCCAAGUUUGCUUCUCUUCUUGUGUUUCGCCAUUUAUGUUUAUAUUCACUACAGAACACGAUGAAAGCAUCCAGAUGGACGAGAAGGUGGACAGACAGACAGACAGACAGACAGAGGAUGUAGGUUAAUAACGUUCUUCCGUUUACAAACGCGUCACGAUGACAUGACUCGUCCUUGUCACUGCGCCUCCGGAUGGCGUCAGUCUGGUGAGAUGGACUGUUGUGUUCCCGGCUCGGAGGUCGUCUCGUCCCGUGAACUGUCCACCAGCCCACGCCGGAGCACAGACACUGCGGUUACGUUACCGACAGAGAUAAGACGCAGGAGCGUGGCGAUAAGAGACGUUUAAAAACAGAGAGAGGCUGAGAGAGGAUGAGCUGCCUUCAACAGUCAGAGGGAAGGAGUCCAAACAGCUGUUCUUCUCUGACAACAUUUAGCAGUGACUCUGCCUGUGUCCACACUGUUUGCACCAAUGGGUGUCAUGGUGUCAGUUUGGUUGUACAGCAGGAAAGCUGACAGUCCCCAGUCUUCCCCCCCUUUUUCAGCUUUCCGUCCUCUGGCUGUCCCCACUUCCUCUCGCCUCACGGUCACCCUCAACUCCUCUCCAGUCUCUCCAGGAGAUGGUCGAUCACGCUGGAGCUCAGUCCACCGCUCUCCUCACUUCCUGCUCUCUGCCUGCAAACAGAAAGUGACGCGUUCGCCUGUAGAGCUGAGUAGCGAUGGAGUGAGAUCAGAAAUGGGAGUGAAACAUGGGCUUCACAUAUGGGAGGUGCUGUGGAACCCUUACCAGAGAGGGAGCCACGCUGUCAUAGGCAUUUCCAGGCUGGAAUGUCCACUGCAGGCUGCAGGGUACAAUGUCCUGGUGGGGGGAGAUGCACAGUCCUGGGGCUGGGAACUCAAAACCAAUCAGCUCUGGCAUGGUGGACAUAACCUGGGACUUUACCCCGGAAAGAUGAAGCAGUGUUAUCCUGAGGUUUCCGAGAAGUUGGAGCCUCAGAGUUACAAAUCAGUAGAUGCUGAGAGUCCUCUCCCCAUUCCAGAACAUGUCCUGCUGGUCCUGGACGCUGAUGCUGGGACUCUGGGAUUCGUUGUCGAUGGCAGCUUUCUUGGCAUAGCUUUUACAGACCUUCCUUGUGGGGUGGAGCUGUUCCCAGCGGUGAGCAGCGUGAGAGGAGGAGCCACCAUACGACUACGAUACCUGAACGGUGCCUCACGUGAUCCUCCAGCCCUGAUGGCUCUAUGUGGACUGUCAAUUCGUCAGUUUCUUGGGCAACAGAGGCAGACUCAAACUGACAAACUGCCUCUACCACCCUUUCUUCAGAACUACCUGCUUUCUAGCCAUUAAUUUGUACACAAAUGAACUAAUUAACGUACAUGAUAGGAAUGCGUUAGUAAUCGCACCAGUGGUGUUCUGUGGUCUACUGUAGUGAAUAUUGUCAAACUACCCUUCACAUAAAAAAAGAAUCACUCACUCAAAGUGCCGUGGGUUGUCAAACUACCAAUGCAAACACUGACAAAAAUAGGACACACAUGAUGUAUUAUAUGAUAUUUAAUUCAUUAUUUUAAUAGCCAAAAUGUUGAUGCCUAGCCAUGUACAUUUUUAGUGGUGAUACAUAAAUCCUGGCCUUUUAUAUUGUGGAUAAUGUAGACUUCAUAAUUGGAUUGCACAUUGUACUAAGUACAUGUACCUCCUUUUAUGUCAAAUGAUGUAUAUAGUGUAUGUGUAUGCUUAGAUGAGUACACUUACUAUUUGUCUUUUUUUUAUUACGAUGUGAUGUCCACUGUUGAUUUUGUCUGGUGAUACAUGUCCUUUAUAAAUAUAACGGUGAACUGAAAGAAAAUUAAUUGAGAUUAAAUGUAGCAUGCAUUUUGCGAAUGUCUGAAUGUUUAUUUAUUAAUUAAAUACAUUUCUUAUAUUUUUUUCUGCUAUAGAGUUUCUACCAUGUUGUGGAAGUGAGUGAGAACAAGAGUUUGUUAAAUGGUGUUUAAUGUUUCUUCUUCAAAGUUCUAUAAUGCCAAUUUUCAUUGCCAAUUUGAACUAAUAAAAAGCACUUUAACAGUU
Molecule: messenger RNA, 3238 nt
Organism: Solea senegalensis (Senegalese sole)
Lineage: Eukaryota; Metazoa; Chordata; Actinopteri; Pleuronectiformes; Soleidae
Product: SPRY domain-containing SOCS box protein 4
Exons: 3
Coding region: 1649-2521 (290 amino acids)
Biological process (GO): proteasome-mediated ubiquitin-dependent protein catabolic process
Cellular component (GO): SCF ubiquitin ligase complex
Molecular function (GO): protein binding
Source: RefSeq, a predicted model, not a curated record